GUAUUUUUAGUAGAGACGGGGUUUCACCAUGUUGACCAGGAUGGUCUUGAUCUUUUGACCUCGUGAUCCACCCGCCUCGGCCUCCCAAAGUGCUGGGAUUACAGGCGUGAGCCACCGCGCCCGGCCAGUUCCCCUCUUUAGUCACCCGCAUCUCCACUCGUGCCAAGUUCACUGCCCUUUACUGGCCUUUGCCUUCGCCCUGCACUGGGCCUUCCACCGUUCUCAAUGGGUGGGGCGACAAGUAGAAGGUAUUUGAGGGUCCCAGGAGUUUGUAAUUGUAGGCCCUCACCUCAGCACAGCCUGGUGUUAUGCAGAAUGCUUGCAGAGCCAUUAUCUCUUAUGGCAGCUGUGGCUAGGCAGGAAGGGACCACAUACUGUGUCUCACUUGCAGAUGAGGACAAAGCCUCCCAGAGGUAGGUGGAGACAUGCCUGUCGGCAGGAACAGAAUCAGACCCACACCCUCCACAUCCUAGCUCCCUUUCUCCCAAACUUAUCCUGGACAGUUUGUCCCAUCCCGGAUGGUAGCUUGGAACAGGCAUUGCAGGUCCAGGAGCCUGUGAACCAGUCCCCUGAGCAGCUGGGUGGCGAGGAAGCCUCAGUGACUGGGCCAUUUCCUCAGCUGCCAGCCAGCUCCUUCCCCAGCAGAGACCCUGUCUCUCCUGAGGGACCCCAUAGUCAGGGCCCAGAGGACAGUGGUGAGCAACAAGGCCACUGCCAGGGGAAGCCGACCUGGGGCUGUGGGUGUGGAGAGAGCUGCUCCUCUCCUUUUUCUCCCCUCUUACCCUUUGGCCAGCCAGGCCCUGCCCACUUGCUGUCCCCUAGGGCAGUGGAUUUUAAGGAGGCUUGGCUCCUCCCUGCCAGCCUGGCCUGCCCAAAUCAGCCUACCCUGCUUCACCCCCUUAGGAGCCUAGCAUCUGGCUGGGUCCUCCCUGGCACUGCUAGAGGUGAAGGCCCUCUUUGGUUCUGGAGUUCGUCUUCUAAGUCUGGUGGGCCGUCCCUUGGUUUCUGGGCCCCCUUGAACUCCCCUAGCUCCGUGCUCACAGCUAUCUCAGGGUCUCCCCUGCUUGCAGCUGCACUUGGUACAGCCUGUGCCAGCCCCUGAGGGACUGGCUGCAGCUUCAUUGGCAAACAGGCGGGCAAGGGGCACAGGGCUGCUGGCCGGAGCUGCCUGCACUCUGCAGAGGCUCGGGGUGGUCUGGGGGCCCCUCCGCUGCAGUCUGCCCGAUCCCUGCCGGGCCCCGCCCCCUGCCUCAAGCACUUCCCGCUCGACCUGCGCACGUCUAUGGAUGGCAAAUGCAAGGAGAUCGCCGAGGAGCUGUUCAGCCGCUCGCUGGCUGAGAGCGAGCUCCGUAGCGCCCCGUAUGAGUUCCCCGAGGAGAGCCCCAUCGAGCAGCUGGAGGAGCGGCGGCAGCGGCUGGAGCGGCAGAUCAGCCAGGAUGUCAAGCUGGAGCCAGACAUCCUGCUUCGGGCCAAGCAAGAUUUCCUGAAGACGGACAGUGACUCGGACCUACAGCUCUACAAGGAACAGGGUGAGGGGCAGGGUGACAGGAGCCUGCGGGAGCGUGAUGUGGUGCUGGAACGGGAGUUUCAGCGGGUCACCAUCUCUGGGGAGGAGAAGUGUGGGGUGCCAUUCACAGACCUGCUGGAUGCAGCCAAGAGUGUGGUGCGGGCGCUCUUCAUCCGGGAGAAGUACAUGGCCCUGUCCCUGCAGAGCUUCUGCCCCACCACCCGCCGCUACCUGCAGCAGCUGGCUGAAAAGCCUCUGGAGACCCGGACCUAUGAGCAGGGCCCCGACACCCCUGUGUCUGCUGAUGCCCCGGUGCACCCCCCGGCGCUGGAGCAGCACCCGUACGAGCACUGUGAGCCGAGCACCAUGCCUGGGGACCUGGGCUUGGGUCUGCGCAUGGUGCGGGGUGUGGUGCACGUCUACACCCGCAGGGAACCCGAUGAGCAUUGCUUAGAGGUGGAGCUGCCAUACCCCGACCUGCAGGAAUUUGUGGCUGACGUCAAUGUGCUCAUGGCCCUGAUUAUCAAUGGCCCCAUAAAGUCAUUCUGCUACCGCCGGCUGCAGUACCUGAGCUCCAAGUUCCAGAUGCACGUGCUACUCAAUGAGAUGAAGGAGCUGGCCGCCCAGAAGAAAGUGCCACACCGAGAUUUCUACAACAUCCGCAAGGUGGACACCCACAUCCACGCCUCAUCCUGCAUGAACCAGAAGCACCUGCUGCGCUUCAUCAAGAGGGCGAUGAAGCGGCACCUGGAGGAGAUCGUGCACGUGGAGCAGGGCCGUGAGCAGACGCUGCGGGAGGUCUUCGAGAGCAUGAACCUCACGGCCUACGACCUGAGUGUGGACACGCUGGAUGUGCAUGCGGACAGGAACACUUUCCAUCGCUUUGACAAGUUUAAUGCCAAAUACAACCCUAUUGGGGAGUCCGUUCUCCGAGAGAUCUUCAUCAAGACGGACAACAGGGUAUCUGGGAAGUACUUUGCUCACAUCAUCAAGGAGGUGAUGUCGGACCUGGAGGAGAGCAAAUACCAGAAUGCAGAGCUUCGGCUCUCCAUUUAUGGGCGCUCGAGGGAUGAGUGGGACAAGCUGGCGCGCUGGGCCGUCAUGCACCGCGUGCACUCCCCCAACGUGCGCUGGCUGGUGCAGGUGCCCCGCCUCUUUGACGUGUACCGUACCAAGGGCCAGCUGGCCAACUUCCAGGAGAUGCUGGAGAACAUCUUCCUGCCACUGUUCGAGGCCACCGUGCACCCUGCCAGCCACCCAGAAUUACAUCUGUUCUUGGAGCAUGUGGAUGGUUUUGACAGCGUGGAUGAUGAGUCUAAGCCUGAGAACCAUGUCUUCAACCUGGAAAGCCCCCUGCCCGAGGCCUGGGUGGAGGAGGACAACCCACCCUACUCCUACUACCUGUACUACACCUUUGCCAACAUGGCCAUGUUGAACCACCUGCGCAGGCAGAGGGGCUUCCACACGUUUGUGCUGAGGCCACACUGCGGGGAGGCUGGGCCCAUUCACCACCUGGUGUCAGCCUUCAUGCUGGCUGAGAACAUUUCCCAUGGGCUGCUUCUGCGCAAGGCCCCAGUCCUGCAGUACCUGUACUACCUGGCCCAGAUAGGCAUCGCCAUGUCCCCGCUCAGCAACAACAGCCUCUUCCUCAGCUACCACCGCAAUCCGCUACCGGAGUACCUGUCCCGCGGCCUCAUGGUCUCCCUGUCCACUGAUGAUCCCCUACAGUUCCAUUUCACUAAGGAGCCGCUGAUGGAGGAGUACAGCAUCGCCACCCAGGUGUGGAAGCUCAGCUCCUGCGAUAUGUGUGAGCUGGCCCGCAACAGCGUGCUCAUGAGCGGCUUCUCCCACAAGGUAAAGAGCCACUGGCUGGGACCCAACUAUACCAAGGAAGGUCCUGAGGGGAACGACAUCCGCCGGACCAACGUGCCAGACAUCCGCGUGGGCUACCGCUAUGAGACCCUGUGCCAGGAGCUGGCGCUCAUCACACAGGCAGUCCAGAGUGAGAUGCUGGAGACCAUCCCAGAGGAGGUGGCUGUGGCCAUUAGCCCGGGGCCUCAGUGAGCCUGGCCCCUGCAGCGCCCACCACAUCGCAGCAGUUUGACCACGUUCUGUCCUCAGACCCCUCCCAUGCUGUGUGGUCUCUGCAUGUCUCCAUUCUUCUCUGUCUCUGUCUCUUUCUUGCAUGUCUCUGACCAUGUCACUGUCGCUGGGCCACCUAUCGAAGGCAAAGCCUGGGAAUCUGCUCAUUGUUGUUUGGGCUCAGAUAGCACCUGACUGCCCAGGUACUGAGGGCCUCCUCUGCUGGUGGCCCUGCCCUGAGAUCCUCAGAAGUGUGACUGUCCUAUGGGCUUCUCCAGUGUCCACGGGGGAUUGGGAUGGUUGUGGGGGGCCGGCCCCUCUAGCCUUUCAUGUCCUGCCUAGACAAAUCUAAGCUUUGGCCAGGGCUGAAGUUUAGGCCCCUGUUUUAUGUAGCCGAGGGGCAGGCAGGGGACCUGUACACCUCUGCUGUGGGCCCGGGGCUGCUGAGGGUCUCUAUGGGGCUCCAGCAGCUUUGCACUGGGUAGAGCUGAGCUGAGAGCUCAGUCACAGCCCUGGGCUUCCUGGCCUGAGUGGGUAGACGGAGGCGGCAGAGGUGCUGGACCACAUCUCCGCCAAGUCACUGCCCAGCAGCUUUCUCUCCGUCCUGUCCCCAGCCCAUGUGCUCCUUGGUGUCAGCUUCCCGUGCCUCUGUGGGAGAAGGCAGCUGCCUUGUGUUCUGUCUGGGGCCACGGUCGCUGCAAGGUCCUGGAUCUGCCACUCAGCCCUGGGAGCGGUGUUCCCAGUGCGGUUCCCAGAGCUUUGACCAGAUCCUGAUCCCAGCUGGCCCCUGUGUUGUGUUCCGGACUGAGGCCUUUGCUGUGAACUUCAGUGUUUCGUAUGAUCCAUCCUUCCUAGUGCAUGAGAAAUAAAGAUUAUUUAAGUAA
Messenger RNA from Callithrix jacchus (white-tufted-ear marmoset), 4473 nucleotides. RefSeq names its product adenosine monophosphate deaminase 2 (gene AMPD2). Gene Ontology annotation, molecular function: AMP deaminase activity. Gene Ontology annotation, cellular component: cytosol. The record is from RefSeq and is a predicted model, not a curated record. Gene Ontology annotation, biological process: AMP metabolic process; IMP salvage. Lineage: Eukaryota; Metazoa; Chordata; Mammalia; Primates; Cebidae.